AAACAGCAGAAGAAGAAAAGUGUUGUUAUUUUAGCAAUGGCGGCUAACCUUUAAUGGCGUGAAGAAAGCCAGACUGAAGGACUUUUUUGUGUCCUAAAGAUAAUAUUCAUCAUAAUAAUUAUAUUACUAACCUUCGCUGGCGUGAAUAAAGCGAGACUUAAGGACUUGUUUGCGUCCUAAAGAUAAUAUUCAUCAUAAUAAUUCUAUUACUAAGCUUCGCUGGCGUGAAGAAAGCGAGACAAGAGAAGACUGAUAAGAUAAUAUUCAUCAUAAUAAUAAUACUACUAAUAUUGUUCAUCGUCAUGCCGCUGGGUCUGAAGCCGAGCUGCUCGCAGUGCAAGAGCAACUCUUCGUCCAUGUGGAAGAAAGGCAGCCAGGGCGACAUCUUGUGCAACAACUGCGCGGUGAAGAGCAGCUUCGUGGCCGCAGGAACUUCCUUCACCUCCGCGGCCUCUGCUGGAGCCUCCAGUGGGUCCGCAGGCAGCCCCGCCAUGAAGCAGUGCAAACAGGAGAUCCACAGAAGGUCAGCUCGCCUGAGGAGCACCAAGUACAAAACUCCUGCGUCUGACAAGAAAGUUUCCACCAAAGGCAAAGGGAGAAGACACAUUUUUAAAUUGAAGAAUCCAAUCAAAGCUCCAGAAUCUGUAGCAACCAUCAUCACUGCAGAGUCUGUCUUCCAUAAGGGUGUGUUCUACCAGAUCGGGGACGUGAUCAAGGUGAUUGACGAGGAGGACGGAAAGUCGUACUUUGCUCAGAUCCGAGGUUUUGUCCAGGACCAGUACUGCCAGAAGAGUGCUGCUCUCACCUGGCUGCUGCCCACUCAGGCCAGUCCUCAAGACCACUUUGAUGCUGGGACCUACAUCCUGGGUCCAGAAGAAGACCUGCCCAGGAAGAUGGAGUACCUGGACUUCGUAUGCCACGCCCCCUCAGAGUACUUCAGGUCCCGCAGCUCACCUUUCCCUACACUGGCCUGCAGGGCAGAGAGAGGCUACAUCUGGACUCACAUCACACCCUCACCUGGCAGCACACCUGUGCUGGCCCUCAAGGAGGCUGUGGGCGGGGCCAGUUAGCGGUAGCACCUGCUAGCUGACAUGGACCUUUUGUACAGUCCUGUUCCUGGUCCUGGUCCUGGUCCUGGUCUCACCUUCAUGGCUCCAGCCAGACCCAGCAGUCAAAGACCUGCAGAUUUAAAGUGUUGUUGACAAAUACAUCAUGUAAAUGUUUUGUUUACUAGUAAACAAUGUGUGUUGUUGACAAAUACAUCAUCUAAAUGUUUUGUUUACUAGUAAACAAUGUGUGUUGUUGACAAAUACAUCAUCUAAAUGUUUUGUUUACUAGUAAACAAUGUGUGUUGUUGACAAAUACAUCAUGUCAAUGUUUUGUUUACUAGUAAACAAUGUGUGUUGUUGACAAAUACAUCAUCUAAAUGUUUU
This is a messenger RNA of Entelurus aequoreus (snake pipefish), 1433 nucleotides long. Its product is annotated as GATA zinc finger domain-containing protein 1-like. The coding region runs from base 303 to 1070 and encodes 255 amino acids. NCBI's taxonomy places the organism in Eukaryota, Metazoa, Chordata, Actinopteri, Syngnathiformes, Syngnathidae. Gene Ontology annotation, cellular component: nucleus. Gene Ontology annotation, biological process: chromatin organization; regulation of DNA-templated transcription. The transcript is spliced from 5 exons. Gene Ontology annotation, molecular function: sequence-specific DNA binding; zinc ion binding. The record is from RefSeq and is a predicted model, not a curated record.